Molecule: messenger RNA, 1657 nt
Organism: Gracilinanus agilis (Agile Gracile Mouse Opossum)
Lineage: Eukaryota; Metazoa; Chordata; Mammalia; Didelphimorphia; Didelphidae
Gene: SAAL1
Product: serum amyloid A like 1
Exons: 12
Coding region: 1-1434 (477 amino acids)
Source: RefSeq, a predicted model, not a curated record
AUGGACCGCAACCCUUCCCCUCCUUGGAGGGAGUUGGAGGCUGAGGCCGAGACCGAGGCUGAGGCUGAGGGCGCAGGGGGAGACGCCAUUGGCGCCACGAUCUACAGCAAGCACUGGCUCUUCGGCGUCCUCAGCAGCCUCAUCCAGCUUAUUAACCCAGAGAAAGCCAAAGCAGAUGACGAGGAAGAGGAACCCACAGAGUUGGAUGAAGAAUUGGAGAAUGAAAUUUGCAGAGUGUGGGACAUGUCCAUGGAUAAGGAUGUAGCUUUAUUUCUCUAUGAAUUUAAUGCUCCAGACAUAUUUAUGGGAGUGUUGGCCAAGACCAAGUGUCCUCGACUAAUGGAAAUUUGCGUUGGAAUUUUGGGUAAUAUGGCCUGUUUCCAGGAGAUAUGUGUGUCUAUCAGUAAUGAUAAAAAUAUUGGACAGACGUUGUUGCACUGCUUAUAUGAUUUGGAUCCUCCUACUCUGCUGGAAAUAAGCAGAUUAUUGCUAACUUGCCUUUCUCAGCCACAAGUGGCCAGUGUUUGGGUUGAAAGGAUACGGGAAAAUCCAGCAGUCUAUGAUAGCAUUUGUUUCAUCAUGUCAAGUUCAACAAAUGUUGACUUGCUGGUGAAAGUGGGUGAAGUGGUUGACAAGCUCUUCGACUUAGAUGAGAAGCUAAUGGUGGAAUGGAUUAGAAAUGGUACUAAUGAGGUCCUAGACCAGUCCUCUGAGGAUUUGGAAGAGAAAUCCCCACUGAAGAUUGUCCCCUGUGUACUUGAAGCUGCUAAACAAAUCCGUUCAGAUAACCCAGUAGGACUGGAUGUUUAUAUGCAUAUCUUACAACUACUUACCACUGUGGAUGAUGGAAUUCAAGCAAUUGUUCAGCUCCCUGAUGUUGGAAGAGAUACUUGGAAUUUUCUUUCUGAUCUGGCCUGCCAUGAAUUCUGUCAGCCUGGUGAUCCACCAAUCAUACUUCAGGAACAGAAAACAGUGCUGGCAUCCAUCUUCUCAGUGUUAUCUGCUGUAUAUGUGUCACAGGCUGAACAGGAGUAUAUAAAGAUGGAAAAAAGUCUGCCUCUAAUUGGCAGCUUGAUUCGGGUCUUGCACAACAUGGAGGACUGUCAGCAAAGAUCAGUGAACUUAGAUUCUAACAGAGAAGAAACUGAAAAGUCUGAUGUAACUGAGGAAGAUUUCCACUUGAAAGUCUUAAAGGAUGUUUCGUGUGAACUACUUUCUAAUGUUUUUCAGGAUUUGACAAAGGAGAAUAUCAUUCAGGCACUAAAGGAAGACCAUUUAAACAAGCAGAAGUGUUUUUGUGCAUUUAAAAACCUUCUUCCCUUGUACUGCUCUGUGGUAGAAGACUUCCUUAAAGUCCUUUGUGAUGUUGACAAGUUGCUAGCAGAUGACCUGGAGAAGGAUUUACCAAGUUUGAAGGCACAGACCAAAAACUAGAACAGAACAGUCCUUUUCUUAAGGAAAAUACUGUUUCUUCCCUGGCUGAAGAAUGUGAUGAUCUACAGCUUCCACAAAACCUUGCUGACCUUCUGGAACUUGUAAAGAGCAGCAGAGGGAGAUGACUUGUGGAGGUGGGCGAGGGAGCCUUAUGGACUGUGACUGCCCUACUUUCCUCCUCUUUGUGUGUUGUGGUCACAAAUAUAAACAGUAUUGACUGUGU